AUGGAGGGUAUACCAGCCCAAAACGUGGGUGCCUCCAAGAUGGAGGGAGCUGGAGCUGAAGAUGUGCUGCUCGUACCCCCAGCCUUGUACCCCAAGGCUACCUUGGUGCCCUUAGCUGGGGAGAAAGGUCAGGCCAAGCCAUCUGACACUGACACCCAGGACAGCUUGGGAUCCGGGCCUCCUAACCAGAAGGACUUGGUUAAGCUUUCCGAGCUGAUGCCAUUUAUUUUGUGUCCCAUUUGCAAAGGUUAUUUAAUCGAUGCAACAACCAUUACAGAAUGUCUUCAUACCUUUUGUAAGAGCUGCAUUGUCAAGCAUCUUGACCAUAGCAACAGAUGUCCAAAAUGCAACACAGUGGUACAUCCGGCCAAACCUCAUUAUAACUUAAGGUUGGAUGCGCAGUUACAAAACAUAGUGUACAAAUUAGUGAGUGGUCUAGAAGAAAAAGAAAAAAAGCGAAGGUGUGAGUUUUAUAAAGCAGGUCAAGAAGCACUUCAAGUUGCUAUUCCUCAGGCGACCAUUUCCAGCCCAGGAGAUGCUGAGAAUGCUGCACAAUCACUGCCUCCUGUUCCAACUCAAGUUAAUGUGUCUUUAUUACUGGAGUUCAUGGGUGCUAAUGAAGGCACAGGCUAUGUUGAGCCUCUGAAAAAGAAGUUUGUCCGAGUUUGUGAAAGUGCAACUAUUGCACAUGUUCAAAAAUUCCUUAAAAGGAAAAUUGGCCUCGACCCAUCUUGUCAGGUAGAAAUCAGAUGUGCUGGUCAGUUGCUGAAGGAAUCCCAAAAUUUGGCAGAAAUCCAACAUACAGUAGGGGAGGCAGGGAUGCAGGAUGGCCUGCUUGUCCUUUAUUACCGAGUUGUUUCUCCUCUGAAAGAAGCUUGA
Molecule: messenger RNA, 879 nt
Organism: Jaculus jaculus (lesser Egyptian jerboa)
Lineage: Eukaryota; Metazoa; Chordata; Mammalia; Rodentia; Dipodidae
Product: polycomb group RING finger protein 6-like
Exons: 1
Coding region: 1-879 (292 amino acids)
Biological process (GO): regulation of transcription by RNA polymerase II
Cellular component (GO): PRC1 complex
Source: RefSeq, a predicted model, not a curated record